Enterobius vermicularis (human pinworm) is the source of this 240-nucleotide messenger RNA. NCBI's taxonomy places the organism in Eukaryota, Metazoa, Nematoda, Chromadorea, Rhabditida, Oxyuridae. The record is from the annotation of a GenBank genome assembly.
AUGGAACACUAUUACAUUGACGACAUAGCUGAGUACGCUGCUAAGGGAAACUUGGAGAGCAUCAGGGUUUUGAUCAAUGUACAUCAGGAAUUCAAUGACGAAAUUUUUGGAGAAAUUUUGGCUAGACCGAUGCUGGCAGCAUCCGAGAACGGUCACCGGAAUGUCGUUGAAUAUUUGAUGGAGUGCGGGUCCAAUCUUGAAGUCUACGAUGAAAACGGAGUAAUUGCUUGCGACUGUUAA